Alexandromys fortis (reed vole) is the source of this 515-nucleotide messenger RNA. Its product is annotated as heat shock protein HSP 90-alpha-like. The annotation marks the transcript as partial. The record is from RefSeq and is a predicted model, not a curated record. Gene Ontology annotation, cellular component: perinuclear region of cytoplasm; protein-containing complex; plasma membrane. Gene Ontology annotation, biological process: protein folding; cellular response to heat; protein stabilization. Gene Ontology annotation, molecular function: ATP binding; ATP hydrolysis activity; disordered domain specific binding. NCBI's taxonomy places the organism in Eukaryota, Metazoa, Chordata, Mammalia, Rodentia, Cricetidae. The transcript has a single exon.
UCUGUGGAAAGAAUCAUGAAAGCUCAAGCCCUCAGAGACAACUCAAUGAUGGGUUAUAUGGCAGCAAAGAAGCACCUAGAGAUAAACCCUGACCACUCCAUUAUUGAAACCCUCCGGCAAAAGGCAGAGGCCGACAAGAACGACAAAUCUGUGAAGGAUCUGGUCAUCUUGCUGUACGAAACUGCACUCCUGUCUUCUGGCUUCAGUCUGGAAGAUCCCCAGACACACGCUAACAGGAUCUACAGGAUGAUCAAGCUUGGUCUAGGUAUUGAUGAAGAUGAUCCUACUGUGGAUGAUACCAGUGCUGCUGUAACUGAAGAAAUGCCACCUCUGGAAGGAGAUGACGACACUUCACGCAUGGAAGAAGUAGACUAAGCUUCACCAGAACUCUGAUGCUUACUAUCAUUCCUUCUGAUAAUAUAUUUCCCAGGAUUUUUGUUUAUUUUUGUUAACAUUAAGAUAUCUGUGUGGCAUGAAAACUAAGGGGAAGAUAAAAUUUCUUUCUAUUUGUGUGA